AUGAAUCUACUGCACAAAUCACUACGUGUAGAAGAAAAAGCAAUACAAACAUCCGCAGCAGUGCCCGCAUGGCGAGGUAUCAACACCGUAGGGCGUAGGACGUACUUGGCGGAAUCGCGGUCGGGCGGCUUAACGCCACUUCCCGAUUCUUUCACGUGCGCGACUUCCAUGCCCAACCCAACGACCUCAAGCCAAAUACCCCGAGCGACAUCCUGUUCGUCUUCCCAACAACGCACAGUGCAGACGGAAAUCGAAGAUCAGAGCAAGCAAGCCAGUAUGUCUGGCCAUGAGGCAACUCAUGAGGCUGCCUCCAACCAGACCGAGAACAUCUUCUUCUUCACCGAUCCGUACGGCACCCAGCCGCACCAUGUACCCGUAGCCGACAAUGUUAGCGAACUGGACAGCAGCGAGGAUGAGGUUAUCUUCAGCGGAAGGCAGCAAAAGAAACCUCACAAUGCUCGCCCGCAAGCCGCGCCUACAAAUACAACUUCAACUAUGAUUACAACUGCAGCCACAGCGCCAGUGGUCGUGACGGUCUUGGACGACGAUAUACAGUUUCUCCCGCAGCAAACAACCACAGAUAAACCAGCAGAGUCCGAGUGGAAGGCGAUAUUAGAUCCACAGGAUGCCCAAGACUCGUUCAUCAGCCUGUCGACGACCAAACGGACUAGAAACAGACGGAAGAACAAGAACAAACAGCACUCUACGCUGAACGACGAAAAUGCCAUUUUCGCCGAUUACGUACGAAACGUAACCCGACAAGAUAGAUCCUCCGACCCGUCCAGCGACGAUGAGUUACCCAGGUUCGGGCUUGGGCUGUCAAGCAAAGACAAGGACAAAUUUCGCGCAUUGUCGACUCUUGACACGGUUGACGAGAGUGAGGUGCUGGCCAGUAAAGAUUUCGCUCAUGAUAUCUCUGAUGAUGACGACGACGACGACAAUUCUGAUGACUCCGAUGAUUCUUCUUCGCUUGAAGAGCUGCUAUCACGCGUUCGCCGAGGGGCAUCGUUUAUGAUGAUGGAUGAAAGUUGGGCUUCGUCGAAUGAUUUAUCCGCAGAAAUGCUGGAUGAUGUCGAUUUCGACAUCGUAGACAUGCAACAGGAUGGACCCCUAAACAAGAAGAAAAAGAAGAAAGGAAGGAAGCCGAUCGAUUUCGGACUGAGCGAUAGCGACCUCGAGCUUCAGCUAGAAGACGCCUGGGAGAAGGACCGGAACAAAAAGAAAGCAAAGAAGAGAGAGAGGGAACAACUUCGCGCAGAGGGCUUACUCGGGAAAAAGCACAAGAAAUCUGAUCGAAGAUCCAAGGAUCUAGCAUUUGGCAUUGAUGAGAUGAAGGUUGAGCUGAAGAAAUUCCUUCAGUCACAUCUCGACCUACCACCCAUGAAGAAGCACCACAGAAGAGUGGUACACGAACUAGCCAAUGCUCUGACGCUCAAGUCCCAGUCCAGGGGUAAAGGAUCUGCGAGAUUCCCAGUUCUAUACAAAACAGCGCGGACGCCCAACUUCAAUGGAAAACACAGCGUGCAGCUGGAUAAAAUACUAGCCCAACCACGAUUCAACCAGCGCCAAAGCGGCCGCAUGACCUCCAAGCCCAAGUUCCGAGAACAAGAGCCCAAGAACAACAAUAACCGUCGGCGUUCUAACAUGGCGGCAUCCUAUCUCGAGGGCGAGGUUGUUGGAGCCUCUGCGCCUGAAAUCGGAGCUAACAACAAGGGCAGGGCGAUGCUGGAGAAGAUGGGAUGGAGCACAGGAACAGCACUGGGUGCCCUCAAUAACAAAGGUAUUCUGCAACCUGUGGCUCAGGUGGUGAAGAACACACGUGCUGGCUUGGGCUAG
This is a messenger RNA of Talaromyces atroroseus, 1836 nucleotides long. RefSeq lists its product as hypothetical. Lineage: Eukaryota; Fungi; Ascomycota; Eurotiomycetes; Eurotiales; Trichocomaceae. Bases 1 to 1836 code for a protein of 611 amino acids. Gene Ontology annotation, molecular function: nucleic acid binding. The record is from RefSeq and is a predicted model, not a curated record. The transcript is spliced from 3 exons.